GGUAAGAAGUGCGCAUGCGCGCCAGCACUUAAUCUUCUCCGGCGAGUUAGUGUUCAACACCUUCUCACAGCAAAAAUGCCGAGAAAGAAGUUUUAAAAACAACAUUUAACUCGUCCCUCGGCAGUCGGCGCGGAGCCCGGCGACGCCCGCGUGCGCAGCCCGCCUCGGAGAGAAACUUUUAUGACUUUGUUCGGGUCGAAAGGCAGAGUCGGCGAAGCUAGUUCCGCCUUGUGUGCCCUCAGCGCGAUGGACAGCGGCGACGAGCGUCAGCAGUGACCGACGACACACCGGGGGAACGCGUCUGCUGCCCGUCCGACACAGGCGGCGAGGUCACCGGGGAAGAAGCUGCUGACUGCUGAGUUUUGGACACUGUGAUGGAAAAUCCUGACGAUGAAGUCGACCUGCAACACGGAACAAAGGACGGUGAAGAAGCCAACUCUGGUGGGGGAACGCCUCCGACCAAACGCAAAGGCAAGUUCUCCAAGAUGGGGAGGAUCUUCAAGCCCUGGAAAUGGAGGAAGAAGAAGCCAAGCGAGAAGUUUGCUGAAACGUCUAUAACUUUGGAAAGAAAGAUUUCUGUUCGAAAAAGUCGCCAAGAGCUGAUUGCGAGAGGUCUUCUAAAGGAUAUCCCAGAGAAUGAGAGCAAUAAUGUGAUCCACUCCAAAGCUCCACCAGUGAAAAAUGGGCACCCGGUGCCAAUGGACGUGGACAGGGUGUCGGAAGCUGGCGCUCGAGUGUCUCGAGGGGAGUCUGACAUGAAGGUGAAUCCCCUCAGGCUCGUCCAGGGAGAGGAGCGUCGAGGCAGAGUGGCGUCUGAUGCCUCCAGAACUAACCGCGCACCUCUGGAUGUGGACUCUCACGCCCGGCUGGCAGUGGAAGCAGACAGGCGAAGCCGUCUGCCAUCAGAUGUUGAUAAGAAAGGGGGAUCUCUACCCCGAGGGCCUCCUCAAGAUGAUAGAUACCGUCGAGAAGAAAGGAGGGACGGAAGAGAUGAGAGGGAAGACAGAGGAAGGAAGGACAGGGAAGACGUGGAGAGAAAGGACAGAGACAUCAGAGAUAGGCCAGAAUGGAGGGAUGACCGUGAGAGGAGAGACGAAAGGAGAGGUGGUGACGAGAGGGAACGAAGAGAUCGGGAUGAGAGGGAAAGGAAGGAUAGGGAUGAGAGGGAAAGGAGGGAUAGGGAUGAGAAGGAAAGGAGGGAUAGGGAUGAGAAGGAAAGGAGGGAUAGGGAUGAGAAGGAAAGGAGGGAUCGGGAUGAGAGGGAAAGGAGGGAUAGGGAUGAGAAGGAAAGGAGAGAACGCGAAGAGAAGGAACGGAGAGAUCGUGAUGAGAGAGAAAGGAGAGACCACCGAGACAGGAGAGAUGAUCGGGAUCGGCGGCCUGAGAGGGAAAAGAGAGAGAACCGGGAUGAGAGAAAAGAUGACAGAGAGGACAAGGAGAGGAAAGAUGCACGGGCAGAACGAGACGAGCGAGAGAGGAAAGACGACCGAGACAGGCGGGAAGACAGAGAGAGGAGAGAGGACAGGUGGGAUGAAUGGGCCAAAAGAAACGAAAGAGAGCGUCGAGAUGAGCGGGAGAAGAGGGGGGAGAAGGAGAGGAGAGAAAAGCUGGACGACCUGCGGCCUUUACUCCGGCCCGUCUCGGAGUUGAGCCUGCGGCCUUCUCUACAGAAGAGCUCGUCAGAGGAAAACAAGAAGACUCGUCCUGCCUCGGAGUCCGACCGGAGGAGUACGCUGCCCAGAAACUCACCAACCACAGAGUUCAGAGAUCGCUCAGAGUCCGCUGUUGUCCGCUCCACCCCUGACCCUCAUCCGAUGCAAGACUCCCAGCAGGAACCUGCCCCACCCAAACACGCUCUGCUUCCCCCCAGAUCCCUCACCGCUCCCUCCACGGAGUCCGGCAGGAGUCCGACCCCCUCCUCCUCCUCUUCAUCCUCCUCCUCCUCUACCUCGUCCUCCUCCUCCUCCGCUCCCGUGGCCGUGGCCAAGCCGCCGAGGACCGUCUCUCUGAUAGCCGACGAUCCACCCCGACCCUCCUCGGCUGACACUGACACGCCUCCCCCUGUCCCUCCCCAUGCCAAGCAGCCUCCCGCCCCACCACCCAAACCCACCAACCGCAACAGCAACCCCGCACUGCUGGCUUCCUCAUUGAACAGGGGCUCUAAGGCCAGGCAGCCUUGUUACUGGACCAGCUGGAGGCGUCAGAGUGAGCUCGGCCUCUACCUCUCCCUUCCUGCGUACGUGCGGCAUGGGGCUGCAGGGAACUCCUCAGCGGAGCUUUCACAGCCUGGAAUCGGUGUCAUUGUCGUCCCAGCACCCGCCAAGCGCUCUCCGCCAACCCCACCCAAGAGGAUGACCCCUGUCACCAAGCGCCAUUCUGUGGAUCCUUCCCCUCCCGGACAGGUCCCAGAGUCUGCUGCUGCUGACCCGUCUGCUGCCCCUGCACUUUCGCACCCUGCUGUCCUUAAAGGAGAUAACAGUGAGGAUAAAACAGCAGUACCUCAGACUGCCACUGACCCUCUGCCUCCGCCGCCGUCCCACAUACCUCCAUCACCUCCCAGGGAUCAUGCGAUCCAGCCGCCCAGCUCCAACCCCUCUGUUCCGUUGCCCUCCAUAGAAGCGGAUCCCCCCAGCCCGACCACCGAGCCUCCCAGCCAGCUGCCAUCCAUCCCCCUACACAUCCUCAUCCAGAGAGCCCUGGCCAGCCCUGGCCCUGCUCAGGCCAACCCAGACGGUUCUCAGAGGGCCCACUCACUUCUGUUUGAGUCCCCUCCAGACUUCCUUACCGAGGUCGGGGGUAACUCGAGGAAUUCUCUCCCCAUCACGAUUGAACCUCUCAGGCUGCCCGAUGACGAUGACUUCGACAUGGAGGAGGAGAUUCGGAAGCUCCAGCCCCACAGGCCUCCCCGCCAGCCGGAACUGGAGCCCCGCAGCCGGAGGGGUUUGAUCGGAGACCACAGAGUGAGCGUCAUCCCUGAGGUCAGAGGCCCCGGGGACAGCGAGGAGGAGUCUGACUCCGACGGCCCCAUCCUGUACAGAGAAGACGACGACGACGAUGAUGAUGAUGAUGACGACGAUGAGGGCCCUCCAAGUGGGUUGGCGAGCCGCGUAAAGAGGAAGGACACGCUGGCUCUGAAGCUGGAGAGGGAGGAGAGAGAGGAGAGGGACACUCAGGAGAACCACGACGGCAUGAGUUGGCACAACAAGGAGCAGUGGUUGGCACUGAAGAACAAGAUCGGCACCACGCUGACACGGCGGCUGAGUCAGAGACCGAGCGCAGAUGAGCUGGAGCAGAGGAACAUUCUUCAAGCCAAGAACGAAUCAGACCGACGAUUAGAAAGAUGCGAGAUCAAACGGCGGCUCACCAGAAAGCUGUCCCAGAGACCCACGGUGGCCGAACUCCAGGCGAGGAAGAUCCUGCGUUUCCACGAGUACGUUGAGUCAACGCACGCCCACGACUACGACCGGCGAGCGGAUAAGCCGUGGACCAAGCUCACUCCUGCUGACAAGGCUGCCAUCCGCAAGGAGCUGAACGAAUUCAAGAGUUCGGAGAUGGAGGUUCACAAGGAAAGCAGGAUCUAUACCCGGUUCCAUCGGCCUUAGCUGCCCACGGUGAAGCACUCAGCCUGGGAGCAGAGAGGCUGUACAAGCCCCUAUCCCCACAAAGAACUGAACAUGUGGCCCACUUGGUUCAUUUUUUUUCCAGCUGACUGCCUGCUAGCCUGCUAAAACUGGAACCAACGCGUAGAAAAGACGCCACAAUCGGUUCGACCUGCGGCUGCUUCCCCGACGUACUCUUUAAUUCUUUGACUGUGGAAUUCUGGACAGGAGGAGUUUGUUCGGCGUCAGGUGCCAAUGCUUCAUAGUGAGGAAGCCCCUCCUCCGUCUCACCGCUGGGGGGCUCCGAGGAGUUUGAUUGAACCAAGGGGGUGACUCUCUCACCAUGCCUUUACCUGCCUUCGUGACAUGAUCUCGCCCUCCCGUGCAGAGCAGGAAGACUAUGCACAUACAGAGAUAACUUCCUGUUAGCGCCGCUGAAUUUACCACUGAAUGAAUCAGGAGUUUAAACACUGUUAAUAUAUAUAUAUAUAUAUAUAUAUAUAUAUAUAUAUAUAUAUAAAUAUUUUUAUGCAUGUUUGCUACAACAGAUAUCCACCCAAAGGUGCCAUACGGCACCAGCCUUACCCCUCACAAGUUCUGACCCACUUAGGUGAUUUGACAUUUUGAUAAACCAUGAGAGACGCUGGCACAACAGUGUUUCUUAUAUAACCUCGGCUGCAGCCUCUUUUGAAAUCAACGGCUGAGCUCUGUGUGUGCAGAUUCCAACCCACUGUCCUAAAGUGUGCAUUUUACUGUAUGUUGUUGAUCAUUAAAAAAAAACUCUAAUGGAGCUCAUAUCACUAAAUUAUCUUCUAAUAAGGCACCUUCCUGCAUUGAACAUUUUAAAGUUUUGAACCUCAAUGUUUUUGUUUAUAUAAUUGAAUUAUUCAAGCAGGAAAAUGUACAUAUUUUUAUUUUCCUGACUGUUUUAUGGUACUUUAUAUAUAUAUAUAUGUGAGUCUAUAGAAGGCUGCAAUUGUAUAGAUCAAUAUGUAGAUUUGAUUAACUUUAUAUUGUAUAUCUACAAUACUGACAUGUUUUAAUUGUAAAGUCUUUUUCAAAUGUUAUUUCCAAUUUAGUAAUGGUGCAAAACUUUUUCCCCCCUCUUUUUUUUUUUUAUAUACAGAGAUCUUUAAACUUUUUGCAACCACACUGUAUGAAUGAAAAAUCUGCUCAGAAAUUAAAAAGAACCAGUGAUUUUCA
This is a messenger RNA of Scophthalmus maximus (turbot), 4802 nucleotides long. RefSeq names its product phosphatase and actin regulator 4a (gene phactr4a). Lineage: Eukaryota; Metazoa; Chordata; Actinopteri; Pleuronectiformes; Scophthalmidae. Gene Ontology annotation, molecular function: actin binding. Gene Ontology annotation, biological process: neural crest cell migration; actin cytoskeleton organization. The coding region runs from base 375 to 3602 and encodes 1075 amino acids. The transcript has 15 exons. The record is from RefSeq and is a predicted model, not a curated record.